Molecule: messenger RNA, 405 nt
Organism: Penicillium lagena
Lineage: Eukaryota; Fungi; Ascomycota; Eurotiomycetes; Eurotiales; Aspergillaceae
Product: signal recognition particle 14 kDa protein
Exons: 2
Coding region: 1-405 (134 amino acids)
Biological process (GO): SRP-dependent cotranslational protein targeting to membrane
Cellular component (GO): signal recognition particle, endoplasmic reticulum targeting
Molecular function (GO): endoplasmic reticulum signal sequence receptor activity; 7S RNA binding
Source: RefSeq, a predicted model, not a curated record
AUGGCGCCUCAUUUGAGCCACAAUGAGUUCUUCUCGUCCCUCACCGAUCUGCUCUCCAAGACCUCCCAAAAGUCACGCGGCUCUGUCUAUCUCACCCAGAAGCCGAUGACUGAUGCCGAUUCGUCCAACUCCCAACCAUCCAUCCUUAUCCGUGCCACGGACGGAAACACCAAUGCGCCGAACCCGAAGUCAGGCAAGAGUGGAAAGUCCUCACGAGUCACGAAGGACAAGUCGACAAAGGUGAAAAUGUCCACGAUUGUCAGCCCGGGUGACCUCGAGUCCUUCUACACUCGGUACGCGGAGGUGUGCAAGACGGGUAUGGCUGGGUUGAAGAAGCGGGAUCGCAGCAAGCGGAAGGGGAAGGCGAAGGCGAAGGGCGGCGCUUCCAAGACGACCGAGGCAUGA